Messenger RNA from Triplophysa rosa, 1651 nucleotides. It is a transcript of the gene usp21, whose product is annotated as ubiquitin specific peptidase 21. The record is from RefSeq and is a predicted model, not a curated record. Gene Ontology annotation, molecular function: cysteine-type deubiquitinase activity. Gene Ontology annotation, cellular component: cytoplasm. Gene Ontology annotation, biological process: protein deubiquitination. NCBI's taxonomy places the organism in Eukaryota, Metazoa, Chordata, Actinopteri, Cypriniformes, Nemacheilidae.
ACAGCCAGGAGUACAACAGGUGUAGUGAGAGGGAACUAAACGCUUUGAAAUCGUACAAUUGAGGUGAUGUUUGGAUCAACAAAAACACUGGUUCUCACGGAAAAUUGGUGGACAAUAGCGGGCCUGUAAGGGCAGGGUCACUUGGUGCACAGGUUAGCUAAUGCCAAGAGUCGAAUCAACUCCAAUGAACAACUCGUGUCAGGCCUUGUGCCGCACUUUAGUUACUCAAAAUGGCCUUCAGCCAGAACACGUGGACAUAUCACAGUCUGUACUAUACACGUCCAUCAUGGGACUUCUACUGGUGACGGAUAAGGAGAGGGAGCUUCAGCUGGGCAGUGGACAAGUUGGACUGUGCAACGUUGGAAACACUUGUUUCCUCAAUGCAAUUGUGCAGUGUCUCUCUCAUACUCGUGGUCUUCGAGACUAUUGUCUGAUGAAAGCGUAUCUUCAGGACAAGCAUUCCAACCAAGAGCCUGUGCUUAUGAAUGAAUUCUCCAAAGUUUUGGCUGCUCUGUGGGAAUGUGAUAGUGGAGAUAACACAGUGAACCCUGGGAAGUUUUGCAUUUUUAAAGAGGCAGUACCUCACUUCAGUGGCUACCGUCAACAAGAUGCCCAGGAGUUCUUACGGUUCCUUCUAGACAGACUACAUACAGAAAUCAACCGUUGCCCAUCCCAACGUCCUGCAGUUAUUCCAAAUAAAGAACCAACAUACUCACGAUUCAGGAUAUCAGAGGAGGCUUUUGCCAUGUGGCAGAAACAUCUUGACAGGGAUGACAGUAAGAUUGUUGAUUUGUUCUCAGGUCAGUUGCACAGUUCCCUGCACUGUUCCAUCUGCUCUCAUUACUCCAACACCUUUGACGUGUUUUGCGACUUGUCACUUCCCGUCCCAAAGAAGAGUGAAUAUGGCCGAAUUGUCACACUGAAGGAGUGUUUAGAUCUCUUCUCACAGGAGGAAAAACUUGAUAAGGAAAACUCACCAAUGUGCGAGCGGUGUAAUCGUCGUACUGAGAGCACAAAGACCAUUCAAAGGUUCCCUAGAAUCCUUUAUAAAGACUUAAAUCGAUUUACCAUGUCAAGAUAUUCAAUCUGUAAAAGCUCAGUGACCGUUUCCUUCCCUUUGACCGGGUUGGAUCUGGGACCAUUUGGACCAGUUGACUGCGGUCCAGUGCUGUAUGAUCUGUAUGCAGUGUGCAGUCAUUCAGGAACUGUAAAUAUGGGUCACUACACAGCUGUAUGUCGAGAGGAGGAGGGCUGGUGCUGCUACAAUGACUCAUGUGUAAGUACAAUACAGGAGGAGAAACUUCAGUCCAAUCAGGCUUAUGUUCUCUUCUAUGAACUUAAAAGCUACAGUUUCGGCAGAAAAUGAAGAGAAAGGACAUCUGUUGUUACAGGAGACUUCAAUGAUUAUCAGGCAAAGCUUCAGAUGCCACUAAAACCACUAUGAUUUUGAGAUCAAAAAGACUUUUUGGUAUUUUUAUCAGGUAAUUGUUUUGAUCACUUUAAUCACGUUACUGAUUUAUUUUUUACUAAACCUGAUGUGAUAGUGUAUGUUGUAAAAAAUCUAUAGACAUGUUAUUGCACCAAUAUUAUUUUUGUGAAUAUGUGGAUUUUAUCGAUGUGAUUUAAUUGAGAAAAACAGGGAAAUAAUGUA